Molecule: messenger RNA, 1147 nt
Organism: Lotus japonicus
Lineage: Eukaryota; Viridiplantae; Streptophyta; Magnoliopsida; Fabales; Fabaceae
Product: anthranilate synthase beta subunit 1, chloroplastic-like
Exons: 8
Coding region: 80-877 (265 amino acids)
Biological process (GO): L-tryptophan biosynthetic process
Cellular component (GO): cytosol
Source: RefSeq, a predicted model, not a curated record
AAAUCUUGAAUAUAAAGAAUUUGGUUUGGCUUAAGAGACAAUUAGACAAACAGUUCGGUGGCAAAGAGGAACAACGGUCAUGGCUGCCACAUUCAUCUCUCAUACCUCGCUUGUUCAACCCAACCCUUCUCUCCCCCGCACGCCGCAACAACCUCCCUUGAAUGUGCGUUUUGUGACAAAGAGGGGAAAUGGGGUGGUGCCAAAAGCUUCUGCAGGUGUCUUGGAAGCAAAUUCGAAGCCACCCAUGUCAGCUAAAAAGUCCAGUAAUCCCAUUGUUGUUAUUGACAACUAUGACAGCUUUACCUAUAAUCUUUGCCAGUAUAUGGGGGAGUUGGGAUUUCACUUUGAGGUCUACCGGAAUGACGAGUUAACAGUGGAGGAGUUGAAAAGGAAAAAUCCUAGAGGAGUGCUGAUAUCACCUGGGCCAGGAACACCUCAAGAUUCUGGCAUAUCUUUGCAAACAGUUAUGGAACUAGGACCAAUUGUACCUGUGUUUGGUGUGUGCAUGGGUUUGCAGUGCAUGGGAGAAGCCUUUGGAGGGAAGGUUGUUCGUUCUCCUUUUGGUGUCGUGCAUGGAAAAAGUUCUUUGGUUUAUUAUGAUGAGAAAGGAGAAGAUGGUCUACUUUCUGGAUUACCCAAUCCUUUCCUAGCUGCAAGAUAUCACAGCCUCGUAAUUGAGAAGGAGAGCUUUCCUGAUGAAGAACUUGAGUUAACAGCCUGGACUGAAGAUGGUCUUGUAAUGGCUGCUCGUCACAAGAAGUAUCGGCAUCUACAGGGGGUUCAGUUUCAUCCAGAGAGUAUUAUAACCCCUGAAGGCCGAACAAUUGUUCGUAAUUUUAUCAAGCUUAUAGAGAAAAAGGAAGCUGGUGGUUCAUGAAAAUAUUUCAUCGUGCAGAACAUAGUUUGAAGUGAAAAGAACAAUUGGCUUAUUUGUCAACCGCAGUUUAUCAUUCUGAAGCAAAGUGAGGUGGGAAAAAUAUUUAGCAUAAUAUAGAUCCUUAAGAUUUCCCUAAAUUAUAUAAUCUGGACAGAAAAAGAAAAUAAUGAGAUUCUAUACUAUGAAUUGCAGUCAAUAUGCUUAGAGGAAUAUCAGCAACAAACUCUUUUCAGUAUAUUGUUGAACAAACUUUUUAUUAUUAUUGGUACA